This is a messenger RNA of Pristis pectinata (smalltooth sawfish), 5145 nucleotides long. RefSeq names its product SPT5 homolog, DSIF elongation factor subunit (gene supt5h). Gene Ontology annotation, biological process: regulation of DNA-templated transcription elongation; transcription elongation by RNA polymerase II; transcription elongation-coupled chromatin remodeling. The record is from RefSeq and is a predicted model, not a curated record. Gene Ontology annotation, molecular function: mRNA binding; protein binding. Gene Ontology annotation, cellular component: DSIF complex. NCBI's taxonomy places the organism in Eukaryota, Metazoa, Chordata, Chondrichthyes, Rhinopristiformes, Pristidae.
CGCACGUUAGCCUUUCCACAGACGCGGCGCCGCGCACGCCCGGUGACGAGCUGUGUUCGCGCGAACGGCGGCGGCGGGGGAGGAGGACCGGUCCGGGACUUGUCUUUCACUGAGUCCACAAGAUGUCGGACAGUGAUGGGAGCAACUUUACUGAUGAUGAGAGUUCCCGCAGCAGUGAGGGAGAAGAGCAAGAGGAAAAUGAGGAGGAGGAAGACCAUGCAAGCAGGGGCGGCAGCGAGAAAGCAGAGGGAGAAGGAGAGGUAGAAGAAGAGGCAGAAGAAGUUGAUGAGGAGGAGGAAGAAGAGGAGGAAGAGGAGGAGGAGGAAGAAGAGGAAGAGUAUGAUGAGGAAGAAGAUGGACGACCCAAGAAGAAGCCGCGACAUGGUGGAUAUCUGGAUGAAGCUGAUGUGGAUGAUGAAUAUGAAGAUGAAGAUCAGUGGGAAGAUGGCGCAGAAGACAUCCUUGAGAAAGCCUCCAACAUUGAUAACCUAGUCCUUGACGAAGAUCAUUCAGGAGCAAGAAGAUUGCUGAAUCAUUGGAGAGACAAAAGAGAAGAGGAACUUGGUGAAUAUUAUAUGAAUAAAUAUGCCAAGCCAACUGCAGGAGAUCACUUCUAUGGUGCUUCAGAUGAACUCUCGGAUGACAUCACACAGCAACAGUUACUACCUGGUGUAAAAGAUCCCAAUUUGUGGACUGUGAAAUGUAAGAUUGGUGAAGAACGGGCAACUGCCAUUUCCCUGAUGAGGAAGUUUGUUGCCUAUCAGUAUACAGAUUCACCACUCCAGAUCAAGUCUAUUGUUUCUCCUGAACAUGUGAAGGGAUACAUUUACGUUGAGGCAUACAAGCAGACUCAUGUGAAGCAGGCCAUUGAGGGUGUGGGGAACCUCCGGAUAGGGUUCUGGAACCAGCAGAUGGUCCCCAUCAAGGAAAUGACAGAUGUGCUGAAGGUGGUGAAGGAGGUGACCAACUUGAAACCCAAGUCUUGGGUUCGUCUAAAGAGAGGUCUCUACAAGGAUGACAUUGCACAGGUGGACUAUGUUGAGCCAAGCCAGAACACCAUUUCUCUGAAACUGAUCCCAAGAAUUGAUUAUGAACGCAUCAAAGCUCGGAUGAGUUUAAAAGACUGGUUUGCCAAAAGGAAAAGAUUUAAGCGGCCACUUCAAAGACUGUUUGAUGCAGAAAAAAUCAGAUCGCUGGGUGGUGAAGUUACCACUGAUGGAGACUUCCUGAUAUUCGAGGGCAAUCGCUACAGCAGGAAAGGAUUUUUGUUCAAAAGUUUUGCCAUGUCUGCAGUUAUUACAGAAGGAGUUAAACCCACACUUUCUGAGUUGGAAAAGUAUGAGGAUCAGCCAGAGGGCAUUGAUCUGGAGGUGGUUACUGAAUCAACAGGCAAAGAAAGAGAACACAACUUGCAACCUGGAGAUAAUGUGGAAGUUUGCGAGGGUGAAUUGAUAAACCUGCAAGGGAAGAUUUUGAGUGUGGAGGGCAAUAAGAUCACAAUUCUGCCCAAACAUGAGGAUCUGAAGGAUCCUUUAGAGUUUCCAGCCCAUGAAUUGCGCAAAUACUUCAAAAUGGGAGACCACGUGAAAGUGAUAGCAGGGCGUUAUGAGGGAGAUACAGGACUGAUUGUGCGAGUGGAGGAGAAUUUUGUCAUUCUUUUCUCUGAUCUGACAAUGCAUGAGCUGAAAGUACUCCCGAGGGAUUUGCAGCUAUGUUCGGAAACGGCAUCUGGAGUAGAUGCAGGGGGUCAGCAUGAGUGGGGUGAACUGGUGCAACUUGAUCCACAGACUAUGGGAGUCAUUGUCCGGUUGGAGAGAGAGACAUUCCAGGUUCUUAACAUGUAUGGGAAGGUGAUUACUGUACGGCACCAGGCAAUAACCCGGAAAAAGGACAAUCGGUUUGCUGUGGCCCUGGACUCUGAACAAAACAAUAUUCAUGUGAAAGACAUCGUCAAAGUCAUUGACGGACCGCACUCGGGCCGUGAAGGCGAGAUUAGACACUUGUAUCGUAGCUUUGCAUUUCUACACUGUAAGAAGUUGGUGGAAAAUGGUGGCAUGUUUGUCUGCAAAACGCGCCACUUGGUACUUGCUGGUGGUGCAAAGCCAAGGGACGUUACAAAUUUCACAGUAGGUGGUUUUGCUCCUAUGAGCCCACGGAUCAGCAGUCCGAUGCACCCCAGUGGUGGAGCCCCUCGAGGCGGCGGAUUCGGAGGACAAGGAAUGGGGCGUGGUCGAGGACGCAGAGACAACGAUUUGAUUGGACAGACAGUUCGUAUUUCACAAGGGCCAUAUAAAGGUUACAUUGGUGUAGUUAAGGACGCAACAGAAUCUACGGCUCGAGUUGAACUUCAUUCCACCUGCCAGACCAUUUCUGUAGAUCGUCAGCGGCUCACCACAGUGGACUCAAAGAAGAAGGGUGGCUUGACGUCUGCCUAUGGUCGCACGCCUUUGUAUGGCUCCCAAACCCCACUGUAUGGCUCUGGAUCUCGGACACCCAUGUAUGGUUCCCAGACACCCUUGCAUGAUGGAAGUCGAACCCCUCAUUAUGGUUCCCAGACACCAGUUCAUGAUGGGAGCAGAACACCAGGACAGAGCGGUGCUUGGGAUCCUAAUAAUCCCAACACACCCUCCAGGAACGAAGAAGACUACGAUUUCCCUUAUGAUGAUGAGCCCACACCAUCACCACAGGCAUACGGAGGAACACCCAACCCACAGACUCCAGGCUACACAGAUGUUCCAUCUCCACAGGUUAAUCCCCAAUACAACCCUCAAACCCCUGGAACACCAGCAAUGUACAACACUGACCAAUUUUCUCCCUAUGCAGCUCCAUCCCCUCAAGGAUCUUAUCAACCCAGCCCCAGUCCACAGAGCUAUCACCAAGUUGCACCGAGUCCUGUGGGCUAUCAGAAUACUCACUCACCAGCCAGCUAUCACCCAACACCCUCACCCAUGGCGUACCAGGCAAGUCCAAGCCCAAGCCCUGUCGGAUAUAGUCCCAUGACACCUGGAGCCCCAUCUCCUGGCGCAUACAAUCCCCAUACACCAGGUUCCAGCAUUGAUCAGGGGUCCAACGACUGGGUAACGACAGACAUCAUGGUCAAAGUCCGGGACACGUACCUGGACGCCCAGGUUGUGGGGCAGACGGGAGUCAUCCGCAGUGUGUCGGGUGGGCUGUGCUCUGUGUACCUGUCAACCACUGACAAAGUGGUCAGCAUCUCGAGUGAGCAUCUUGAACCAGUCACCCCUGUGAAAAACGAUAAGGUGAAGGUGAUUCUCGGUGAAGAUCGGGAGGCAACAGGUAUGCUACUGAGCAUUGACGGUGAGGACGGCAUUGUCCGUAUGGAACUGGAUGACCAGCUGAAGAUCCUCAACCUGAGAUUCCUUGGGAUCCUGAAUGAAGAAGGAACAGGAUCAUCUGGAAAGGAUGUAUAUAGUCGGAAGUAAUAGAACUCUCUUCUGUGAAGUUUUGUUCAGAUUUUUAGGUUUCCUUCUUUCCUUGUGUUUUUGCUUUGAUAAUGUCUUGCUUAUUGUGGGCAGAUGUUAGCAGUGGUUAUCACAAAAGACCGAAAAUAGCAACAACUGGUUGCUAGAGUAAGUGGAGAAAUCGAUAUUAAUUUGGCAUUGAAAAAACUGGCCGUACAUUUUAUAAAAAUGAAACCCAUUUGAGACUUAAAUGGGUAAAUGGUGUUUUUUUUAAUGCAAAAGACAAAGACUGAUGUAUGAAAGGGGUAAAAUGAGUCUGAGAUUUGACAGUGAAGAUAAAUACUUUUUGUAGCAAUCGAAUGGUACUCCUUCAGGAAGAGACGAAAAGCUAUUUUUGUAAUAAGCGCACCUGAGGAGAUGAGAGAAGACACAGGAAAGAAUAGACAGUUUUGACAAAAAUGCUGCAAUUAUUUUUUAAGCAAGCUAGCUCAAAAUAGUUGUGUAAAUUUCUAUAGAAAGCUUUGUAUGUUGCCGCUUGUUUUGGAAAAGAUUUAAAAGUGCUUUGAAAACUGCACUGGAUGUUCUAUUUUCAAGAUUCUGGAGUUAUUGCUCUGAACCGCUGGAGAUUACACUGGAAAUGUUCUGCAGGUCAGGUAGCAUCUGUGGAGAGAGAAAAACAGUUAGCUUUUCAUCAGAACUGGAUAAAGUUGGCGAUGAAGCAACUUUUAAGAUGCAAAGUAAGGGUCGGAAGGGGGGAGAAAAGAACAAAGGAGUGGUGAUGGAGGUUAGGUGGGAUUAAAUGCCAGGAGUCUCACUUUAUUCCUCGCUCAUUCCCUCAGUUCCCAAUUUAUUCCCUUCUGAUUCCAUUCGUUUUGCCAAAAGUCUGAGACAAAAUUUAAACCAAAGUCCCAUCGACAUUCUGGUAUUGCUCCUGAUUUGUGGAUUUGUGAUCUUGUCUGUAUCAGAGGCAGUGAGUAAUGUCUCCACUGCCCGCAAGAAGGAGCUGUCAGAGGGGCUAUUAUUGAGCUGCUUGUGCGCCGAGUGUAGCUGUCAGUGUGGGUCUGGCUGCAGUUUUUAAUUGGCCUGGCACAGAGGAAAGGAAGUUUUGCCCCAGAUUGGAAAACCUGCAGAACUUUGUGUCCAGAUGUAAUGUCAUGAAGUGAAUGCAGAUGUCAGAAAAGAUCACCUGACAGACCAUUUCCAGAAAGGCCUGAAUCUGCUUGAGGUUUCUCCAAGUAAUUGUGAUUUUAAGAUUUCAGAAUGACUGAUAAAUGCAUGAAGAUUCUGCAUCUUCUUUCCCCAUGAACGUAAUGUCAGUUAACCGGUUAGCAUCAUGGGAACAAACAACAUAGUCCAAAGCGUCAGCAGACUCCUUGACCCUAAUUUUAUUGCAUAUAUAUUCCAUAAAUGUGUGAUCAUAAAAGUUAACUUGGAAAACAUCUGCCCCAAAAUGUCUACCUUGGUCUGGUGUAUAGUUUUAAAAGCAAUGUAAAUUGGAAAAGCUGCACACGAUAAACCCUGUUCUACUCAACCAUUAAAUCUUCAGGUUAAUAUUAUUGAACAAUGGCCACUGCUAAGAUCUGCUUCUGCCGACUUGUUUGCUAAAUGUCACCUAAUGUAAAAUGUAUUUCUGUGGUUUGGGAAUACCAUUUGUAUGGCCAAUAUUUGAGCUUGUAAACCCAUUUGUUCCAAAUAGUCAAUAAAAAAAAGACUUGCAGAUCUU